Porites evermanni is the source of this 10270-nucleotide messenger RNA. The record is from the annotation of a GenBank genome assembly. NCBI's taxonomy places the organism in Eukaryota, Metazoa, Cnidaria, Anthozoa, Scleractinia, Poritidae.
AUGAAGAGAAGUCCCAUCACAGCUCCAAAAGAAGCUGACACUUGCGUCACAUCAGCUACUGAGGAAACAGUUCAGUUUGAUGAUGACACUUUAAGAGGUGAGAAAAACGGCUCUUCGCUUUUAUAACAUGUCGACGACGGAGAUAUGAGAAAGAGUACCCAGGUAGGCCUCGUUCACACGAAUCCGGACAUUCUUGAAUCCGGCAGAUUUUUUCACUCCGAUUCGUGCGGAGGGGGCCUUUCACUCUGGGGAAAAGAUGCGGUUUCAGUAAGCGUUAGUAAUGGUUUCGUGUGGACCAAAGGCCGAUUCGUGUGGACGAGGCCUCAAUUAGAUUUAUACUGUAAGCCGUUACCCCAACCCCUAUUAUUCUUAUCAGUGAAACCCUGAAGGGAAAACAUUACGCUGCCGUAUUUAACCGAAUCAAAAUUUCGUGAACUUAAAUUGUGUUUUAUUAUUUAGCACAGUGCAGCAGUUGCACAAUUUUAAGGAUCGGCUAUGGUGAAACAAAGAAAAAACAUGGAACCCAAAAAAGCCACAAUGACGCAAUUUUCAUUCAGUCGAAAGUUUGGAAUACCGAAAAUUAUUUAAUUUACUUCGUUGUAGUAAAUGCAGAGGUUUACAAGAACGAAGGUAACGAUUAAUAUAACAAGAAGAAUUUCAACAGCGCCAUUCACUUCUACACUGAAGGAAUCAAAGUGAACUGCAAGGAUGAAGAUCUUAACGCCAAACUGUACAGCAACAGGGCGGCAGCACAUUUUAAUUUGGGUAAGAUGUUGAUUUAUAUUGGCUAUUAUGGUUAAGCUGUUUUUCGAUUGGUCAAUUUGCGGUCAAUAACUUACUCUCAUUUGCAGCUAUAAAUAUUUCUAUCUCGGAAAAAAAAAUGAUCUAAAAAAAGUUAUCAUAUGUCUGUAAACGCUGAGGACUUGAAUCUUUCGAAUUCAUUUCAGUUGGGAACGAGGCUGAUGAAGAAAACUAGAUUGUAAUCUUACCGAAGAAGAGGAUUCUAGUCGGUGAUCGAAAAUUUAUCGCGGUCACAGUUAAGAAGACAAGAAUGGACUGGCAGAGAUUCAAGACGUUUUGCAAAAGAAAAAUGAGAAACUCCUUCGACAAUGAAAUAAAAAAAAAACUUUCCUGCACCUGAUCUAAUUGACAAGCUUCUUUGCCAUUUACAGUGUUUUUAAAAGACGAACGAAAGAAGGGACUUCGGGCCAGACAAAGUGUCCAGAUUUCAAAAGACGCCAGCGGUUACAUUGGCGAGCUAAAAUUUACAGUGUUCUUAGUUUUGACCGCCGCAUAACCUUUUUCAACAUGCUGCAUUUUGAUUGUACUUUCAAUGGAAAGCAUUUGGACUGUGCUAUUAUUUUCGUGAGUCACUAAAAAAUUUUUUCGUGACACCUGUCAAAUGAUUUUCAAAUCACUUUCAUGCCUUGCACUUGUUUCCGGUUCCCCUAAGCAGGAAACCAUAUAAUAGACAUCUUUUUAGUCUCGUUCUCUUGUUCCGUAAUGUAAAUUACGGAUCAUCAUUUUUCCAAUCGAUUUAUGGCCCACGCGCCUCACGCUUGGGCUAUAAAUCGAUGCAAAAAGGAAACUUGGUCGGUAAUUUACAGUGCAGACCUCGAUCUAGGCUAAUAAAGAGGUAUUUAUCGUUUGUCUAUUGAAAAUCAGCAUCGUUGAAUGGUGCACGCAGCAACUUGCUAAAAUUUUAGUAGUUGUUACGUAAGACAAAGUACGUUGUAUUGGCUAAUUAUCUUCUCGCCCUCUGUUCUGUUAUAAUUAUCUGCGUUGUUACAAAGUGUGUUUUGCGAUCUAUUUUCAUAGGAAAUUACUCUGAAACAGUGAAUGAUGCAAAAGUUGCCAUUGAAUUACAACCACGUUUUCUGAAGGCUUUUGUGAGAGGUAAGAGUUAGAAUUGUGUGUUCUGAUACGGAUAGAGGAAGCGACUGAUUCAAACCUUGAACCCCUGAGGUUUGGACCGUAUAACAUUAACGCUCUGUAAGCUACAAAUCUGUUCAAAUAAUAAAUAAGUAUACACUGAGGCGUAGAAUUUCAAAGCUUGAAACGUUAGCCAACGUUUUCAAGAAGUAAUCGAAUUUUCUCCUAGUUGAUUGCGCUCUUUGCACCUCCGCCCUAAUUAAACCAACCCCCCCCCCCCCCCCCCCCCCCCCCCCCCCCCCCCACACCCCACCAACCCCCCCCACCACCCCCCCCACCACCUCAUAUUCUUGUUUUGUUGUUUUUUUUUUGUUUUUUUUGUUUUCUGUUCUUGUGCGUUGUGUGUUUUUUUUUUUGUCACUCCAUCGCACACGGCCUGUUGCAGUGCCUGAAGCUUGUAAAAAAAAAAAAAUGAACAAGAGGGGGUGAAUGUUAAAGCAUUUAACGUUUUCCAAUCUUUCUAAAAAGUUAUCUAAUUUUUUCCUUUUUUUUUUCGCUCCUUGCCCCCCCCCCCCCAUUAAACCCCCCCCCCCCCCCCCCCCCCCCCCCCAAUAAACUAAUCCUUACACCCUUACACCCUGUGUACACGUGCAAGUUCACUGGAGUUUGCGUAUUACCUUAUUGGGCUUUGCGUUCUUGACCACAUUUCGGGGGCACUUUUGUGUCUAAAAAUGCCAUGCAAGCUUCCAGCGUUCAGUAAUUGAAAGCGUCUUGAGGCAAUCUCCAACUGAUCCCUUCUGUUUCAGGAUCUUGGUUAUAAUGCUCCUUUAUGCAUUUAGUUCCAUGCUUUUUUCAUUAUAUUUUUACUUACUGACUCAAUUACAUUAGAUAGUCUUCUCGCGGAAUGGAAUAACAAUGAACUAUCUGAAAAGAUAUAGAACGUUUAACAUUGCAACGUGGAGAUACGAAAUUUUUCUUUGAUUGGUGAAAAACGUUCACAAGCGAGCGCAGCAAAUGAGUGGAAUAUCAUUCAACACGAGAAGAGAAAAUUUUUUAUCUCCAAGCGGUCAUGCAAUAUUCCGAAGGCGUGAUUUAUUAUGUAAGCAUAGCAAUGGUGGUGUUUUCACAUAUGGAAAUAACAUGUUUACGCCGCAAAACCCACCUAGUAUUUCAUUGGUGUUACACAAUAAAUGGUAAUAGCACACACCUGCUUCGCCUGCUUUUUUCAUCGUCGCUGUUUUUAAAACUCCAUUUUGGAUGGUAAUUAUCGGCCUACUUUUGGGCAAUAGGCCAUUAAGACAAUGACGUCAUUUACUACCACGACCAGAAUCCUUUAGCUUUCUUUUGUAAAUUACGGCUUUUGCAUUUUAUACGUCGCUGGGACUACCAAAUUUAAACAUGAACUGAAAAACGAAAAGGUUUCUGAUCUGAAAAGUAAAAUGACGCCAUCCUGCAUCUCUGCAGCUAUCAGAUACUCUAACUCAUAUUACAUAUUUUGUUGCUUUUUUUAUUGCUAGGGCGGAGAUAAGAUUCAUCCUGUUGGAUGUCUACACUUUUCGAUUAUAAUUCUUAAAAAUUUUGUCCAUUUUAACAUAAACAAUUGCCAAUCAUUUUUUUGCCCUUACAGCGGCAAGUGCCUACAUUAAGUUGAAAAAGUUUAACCAAGCCAGUGCGUGGAGUGAUAAGGGAUUAGCAGUAUCCUUUACACGAAUUACUAUUUUAAAGUUAUAUUCCUUAAACAUUCUUUCAGUGUUGACAAUGUAUUUUGGGUAAGCCCAGGUGUGACCAGGUGUUUGUCUAAACCAUCACUCGUCUGCUGGUGAAAUACCUGCACGUUUCCAAAGCGGCUCUCUGAUUGACUAGUUAGAGUGAACAAUAAAACAUAUUGCAGAAAAUGAUGUCAUAUAUGCAAGUGUACAGGCUUCUAAAAGACACUUUGACGUAAUUUUCGGCGAAUUUUUUCGAAUUGAAGGCCGCAAAAGCGUUUCUUACUGUGGGGCCGAUGGGGAGAAGGAAAUCCUCAGUUAUGUGGCAAUGAAAGCAACGAAACCGCUGGCAACGACAGAAGGAAAUAUCAUCAGAGUACCGCUAACACGAAAAUGCUGUUUGAGAGCUAGACAACCUUUAUUGUUAAAAAUGAACUAAUCCUUUUCUGUCUAAUUAGAGAGAAAUUCCCAUUAAAAGCAAAUUAAUUUGCGUAACUACAUAUGCGCAAAUUCCGGACUAUUUAGAACCACGCCCCAAUGUCUGAAUAACCUAGCUGAAUUAAGCUACAUAGUAUCAUUUGCUUAAGGUCCUUUUGUGUGGCCCAUAAAACUGAGACCAUAUGACCGUCAAAAGUUAUUCAACUUUAAAACGAGAGGCUUGAAAAUUCCCACCCACGGUGUUAAUUGGGUUAAAAAAGACGACACGACACUCCUGCAAUUUAUACUACAGCCUCAGUUUUCAAUGUGUACCCAGGUUAUGACGAAAAUAUUCUGGGGAGGGAGGGGUAGACGGACUGCAAAUUCAAGUUGGAACAAAAAAAAAACAUAUUAGUAACAUGUAAAUGUGAAAGAAAUUCCACCCUCGUCGAUCUCCAUAACUCUUUAAGAGAUCAUACUCAGCCUAUUAUUCAAUGAUUGCUAAUUACUUGUUGGUUGCUUGCUUGCUACAGUACUUACUUUACAGUUGCUUCCUUUCUUUCGCCAACGAAAGGUCAUGUGACUCAAGAUCAUUUAAGUCAAUUAAGUUUGUAGCUUUGUUUGCUUAUUUAUAUAUUAAAAUUAUGUAACACUUUAACUGAUACAAGAUAGAGCCGAACAACAAGACGUUGAUGGAAUUACGGAGAAAAGCUUUGAGAGAACAAAGGAAACUGCAAGAGAGCCACGGAAAGGAGGUAAAAAAAGAAAACGAUUUGGUAGACAGAGUUGAUUUGGAAAACUGUACAUCAGUACCACUGGAAAAAUCCUAGUAACACCUCCAAUAGGCUGCAAUAGCACUCACUUCUUUCGGCUGGUAAAAAAAUCUUGGAACGACAUCUGCUCUUGUAGGUUGGCUUGGCUACAAGACAGCUAAAAACAAAUUGCAACGUGCUACUUAAAUCUUAAAUUCAGUGUUUAUUCCACGCGGUAAAAAGGUUGGGCGAAAAUGAGUUCUAUUUCCUCCUUCCCUUUUUGGUGUCUCCUUAUUACUAAUUCAUUGCUAUUAUUAGAAUCACAGACAAAAACAUGUCGCUGAUACAGUUGUGGUCCGGAAGGUUCAAAAGUUCUACCAGGGGGCAAAAAAAUGCAAACACAAAUGAAAUAGGCGUUGUUAAUGGUGACCUUCCACGGAGCGGAGGUGCUCACCGAAUUUGUCUGCGAUUCUGCGACCAGUGUAUUCAAUGUACAUAGCUCGGCAUUUUGUACUGGUGAUCACUUGUGUAGAUGACACUUGUCAUAGUGUAGCUGCAUGUGAUGUCCUUUUUGUUUUACAAUUCCUUUUACGAGCUUGUUAUUAGCAAAUUAUCGGGUGUACGCGCAUCUGGAUCGUUGAAAAGGAAAUGUAUUAGGCUGCCCUUUCUCUUGGUACACAGAAAAGGUACUGUAGACAAGCAUAUCUCGAAGGCUAGUGUCGCACCGAUAAACGCACAAGAACUUGAUCACCUCUGACGAUUCUCGAACACAGGAGAUUUUUAAGUCCAAACUCAUGUACCUUUUGUGUGCUGUUGUAAGAAAGGGACCCAGCAAUCAGUUGUCGUGUCGUACGAGUGGACAAAGGUAUUACCUGGUCCUUUAAAGCAAUUUUGAGUGGAAAAUGCAUUACCUUAAGGACAAUUACAAAAUUUCCCUGCAUGUUUUUGUAAGCAUACAGGUCCUAGCAGUUGUCCAGAGCCGUGACAGGGGAACAAAAUUGUUCUCGAGUCCACAAAUAGAGGUGUCGAGAACGGAAGAACUUGAGAUAUCUUCGCAAACAUAUCUGCAAAAAAGGGUUCGUUUGAGUUGAUAUUUUAAGCGAGAAAAAUUGAUAUUUUCUGCAAAGCAAGAACGAAUGGCGCGUACAAAACUCCCUGACUAAUAGUCUACCUUGAGAAACUCCACAGGUAGCGAUUCAGAAAAACCCACUGGACGUAACUCUCUCGAAACGGUCCGAUAGAGACGAUCGUAUAAGCCUAAUGGCAGAUUCUUGACAACCGUAAGGUCACAACAUUGCAAGUAGAUUAUGGCACACUGAGUCGAAUGGUUUUGAGAAAUAAAUCGCGAUCACUCCUACAUCCUUUUUCAAGUCUAAGGUAAAGAGACAGUCUUCCGUUACGGGUAUUUGAGUAACGUGGUACAACACGAAUGGCCACAAAGAAAAUCGCAGUUACUUGUAUUGUUCCAAAAGAAACGUGACAAAUUCGGAUACCGAACAAGUCAAGUUUCAGCUUUUGGAAGACUUUAGGGAUUGCUGAUAGAACGCUAACCGGGCGAUAUUUGGAUUUUUUUACGAUUCUUCCUCUUUCUUGAAAAGUCGAACCUCAGCUCACUUAUCAUUUUAAAACUAAAGCUCAAUUUCUUUUAUAGCCAAAAUACUUCACAAACAAAUCUAGAACUGACUCGUCAAUUAUAGGUGCAGUGAAACGAUUGAACAAUGCACCGGCAUCAGAAACAAAAGUGCAUCUUCCAGUAAGAGGACUUUUACUCGACUUUUCACCAACUUAGCAAAUUUGUUGGCAAUAACGGUCCUAUUCUUGUCCGAAACAAACCUGCUGAUCCAUCACAUGAAUUACAAGUUACUUUAAAACCUUUAACGGCCUUCCUUUAUAGGGAAGUAACGUUAUUUUGUUGCUUUCUAUGAAUAAUCCAGCUUUCAAUUAUUGGUAACCGGCAAAUAACUUGUGAAAGCGGUUUCUCAUUUGUAUUUAUUUCUAGAUAGAUGAGUUAAUCCUGGAUAGAUAUUAUUUUCCGGAAGCUCUUGCGCUUACUUGUAGCAUGAAUAUUUACCACUUUCUAAAACAGGUUUUUCUAGUGAGACAAGAUAUCAUCUACUUCAUCAAACACGUACGCACUGUAUUAUCAGUGUUGUUGUGAUUGAGGAUGAGCAUUUUCAACCUGAUGUUACCAGGAUAAAUGUAAACAAUUUUUUAGAUUAUACUGUGAACUAAUAAAAGACUAAAUUUAGGUAAUAUUAAGUUUGUCGCUAUAUUUUAUUCUUCAGAAAGUCAUUUCAAACGUACAGGGUUAGAUAUAUUUGACACACCUCAGAAGAACACCCUUGAUUUGCUGUUUAAACCCAUAAUGAUUUAGCCAAAUAUUUCCAAUGUUCAAAAAAAGCUCACGUGAGUUACUAAGUCUUGGGAAUGAUAAUGAUAAUGUAAGGUCUAUCGGUGUGCCGAAUUCCAAGUUAGUUAUGACCUAUUUGUCAAAGAAAUGGCCGAAACCAUUUUCGAUUAUUACAAACAGUUAACGUUAACCUAAAACUACUCCAGUAAGAAAUUUCUUUUCGAAAUAAAAUCUGCUUCCGGAAAGCAAACAAACUGCGUCAACUAAGUUAAGCCACCCUCUUCUCGUCAAAUGAGCCCGGUUCAGCAGGACUACCUUAAUCACAGAUAUCUUCCCUCCACAUUUUCUAAUUCACUUGAGAUCAGUAUGUUCAUAUAAACAGGCAAAAUAGCCCAGUUAAUAGGGUUUCGGUACCUGUAACCGCAAGCAUGGUACCCAUGCUGGGCAUUUUCUCAUCCAAACAUAUUUUUUUUUUUUACUUAAUUUAACUUCAGAAAACUGCAGGCACGAUGGUGACACACACACGUGAAAUAUCGAGGGAAGAUAAGACGCAUGGCAAUCUCGGCAAUGCCCAUCCCAGUCUGGGAGAUUUUAAAACAGCCAUAGACUACUUUGAACGUCACCUGAAAAUUGCGAAACAAUUGGGAGAUAGAUCAGAGGAAGGAAAGGCGUACGGCAACAUUGGCAUCGUCCAUCUCAGUCUGGGAGAUUUUAAAACAGCCAUAGACUACUAUGAACAUCACCUGAAAAUUGCGAAAGAAUUGGGAGAUAGAUUAGGGGAAGGAAAGGCGUAUGGCAAUCUUGGCAAUGCCCAUCUCAGUCUGGGAGAUCUUAAAACAACCAUACACUACUAUGAACGUCACCUGAAAAUUGCGAAAGAAUUGGGGGAUAGAUUAGGGGAAGGAAAUGCGUAUGGCAACCUCGGCAAUGCCAAUCUCAGUCUGGGAGAUCUUAAAACAGCCAUAGACUACUAUGAAAGUCACCUGAAAAUUGCGAAAGAAUUGGGAGAUAGAUUAGGGGAAGGAAAUGCGUAUGGCAAUCUAGGCAAUGCCAAUCUCAGUCUGGGAGAUUUUAAAACAGCCAUAGACUACUAUGAACGUCACCUGAAAAUUGCGAAAGAAUUGGGAGAUAGAUUAGGGGAAGGAACUACGUAUGGCAAUCUUGGCAAUGCCCAUCGCAAUCUGGGAAAUCUUAAAACAGCCAUAGACUACUAUGAACGGCACCUGAAAAUUGCGAAAGAAUUGGGAGAUAGAUUAGGGGAAGGAAGGGCGUAUUGCAAUCUUGGCAGUGCCCACCUCAGUCUGGGAGAUCUUAAAACAGCCAUAGACUACUAUGAACGUCACCUGAAAAUUGCGAAAGAAUUGGGAGAUAGAUUAGGGGAAGGAACUACGUAUGGCAAUCUUGGCAAUGCCCAUCGCAAUCUGGGAAAUCUUAAAACAGCCAUAGACUACUAUGAACGGCACCUGAAAAUUGCGAAAGAAUUGGGAGAUAGAUUAGGGGAAGGAAGGGCGUAUUGCAAUCUUGGCAGUGCCCACCUCAGUCUGGGAGAUUUUAAAACAACCAUAGACUACUAUGAACGUCACCUGAAAAUUGCGAAAGAAUUGGGAGAUAGAUUAGGGGAAGGAAAGGCGUAUGGUGGUUUUGGCAAUGCCCGUCUCCGCCUUGGAGAUUUUAAAACAGCCAUGCAAUACUUCGAACGUCACCUGAAAAUUGCGAAAGAAUUGGGUGACAGAUUGGAUGAGGGAGUAGCGUGUUAUCACCUUGGGUUUGUUUUUGAAUCUCUAGGCCAAGUUUCAAAGGCUAUUGAAUAUUACCAGACCAGUAUUACUUUGUUAAAUGACAUCAGAGAUCGUCUUCAAUUGAACGAUGGAUGGAAAAUAAGCUUACGUGAUCAAUACCAAAUAGUAUACGCGGCACAGUGGCGUGUGAUGUUAGCGGAUGGCAAGGUUACGGAGGCUUUGUUUUCUGCCGAGCAAGGACGGGCGCAGAGUCUGAAAGACCUUAUGGCAUUAAACUAUUUAUUUGAUGCAAAUGAUGCUGUUCAAGAAAACAAUGCAUUUGAUGAGUUGUCCAGUCACCUUCCUCUGAAUACAAUAUUUAUGGGGAUUGGAGAGAAGGAAUUAAUUUUCUGGGUUUGUCAAAAAGGAAAGGAGGUUGAAUUAAGAAGAAAAGAAAACAGUUCGCAAGAUGAAAUCAAAACUUUCUUUCAGUCUCUUGUAGACAAAAUUGGUGUACGUGAUAAUGUGGAGUGUGAAGAUCGCUCGCUUGAAUUGGCUAGGGAUAAAAGACCACCUCAAGAUGUCAGACAAACCCAGUACUUACAUCUUCAAAAAAGAGCCCUGUGUACUUUGUACGACACUAUCAUUGAUCCUAUUCGGGAUCUAUUUUCAGGCAGUGAACUCGUAUUUAUUCCAGAAGGUCCGCUUUGCUUGGCUCCUUUUGCUGCAUUCAUGAGCCCAGAUUCCAAGUACCUUUGCGAAUCAUUCAGCAUCCGUGUGGCUCCAUCCCUCACAAGCUUGAAAAUGAUUGCGCAAUGUCCAGUAGAUUACCAUCACAAGUCGGGCGUACUUCUUGUCGGUGAUCCUUGUGUGCAAGAUCUGGCAAAUCUAAAGCCGCUACCCUGCGCCAGAGAGGAAGUGAAUAUGAUUGGUGAAAUGGUUGGCUCCACGCCUCUUGUUGGAAGACAGGCCACGAAGGAUGAGGUGUUAAGACGACUCGGUUCUGUUGCUUUGGUGCACAUCGCUGCUCAUGGGAAUAUUGAAACAGGUGAAAUUGCCUUGGCGCCAAAUAGUACAUGUAGUAAGGCUGACUUCAUUUUAACAAUGAAAGAUGUAAGGCAGGUUCAGCUGCGAGCAAGAUUGGUUGUACUCAGUUGCUGUCAUAGUGCUCAAGGCGAAAUCAAAGCGGAGGGUGUUGUCGGCAUAGCACGAGCAUUCUUAUGUGCCGGUGCCCGUUCUGUUCUGGUAUCAUUGUGGGCGAUUGACGACAAGGCCACUCUUGAGUUUAUGAAAAAUUUCUAUCAGCAUCUUGUCGCAGGAAAAAGUGCAAGUGAAGCCCUUAACCGGGCAAUGAACUGUAUGAGAGAAUCCACAGAAUUUAGCGAUGUAACUCACUGGGCGCCGUUUGUACUCAUUGGUGAUGACGUCACAUUGGAAUUUGAUGGGAGCAAAUAG